AUGCAGAUAACUGUCACUGACCCUGAUGGACAGGUCUUCGCCCUGGAUCUUACCGGAGAGGCGGAGCUAUCGGCGCUUAAGGACAUCAUUUCAGUAGAGUUCAACAUACCCCCAGAAAGACAGCGGAUUCUACUGGAUGGCGAACCUCUUCGGAACACCGCGAGGACUCUCGCCGAGGCUGGGGUGGGGGAAGGAGCCAUGCUGCUCGUCUUCAAUGAAGCCCCUGCGCCUGCAGCAACAGCCACUUCACCUGUCAUUCCGGGUGUCAUUGCAGAGCGUCUAGGACAGGCACAGCAGCCGCCGAGACCCGCAGCUCAAACAGCACAGCGACAGCAACCUCCUGCCGUCCUGCCCUUUGAUUUUUCAAGCAUCGUCGUGGACGGUGGCCGCGUCGCUCAAUUUCCCUCAGGGGGUACCACUGGACCCCCCCGACGCGUAUCCCCUGCUGCACCUGCUGCCAGCACUACCGCCUCCCUACCUGCAGUUGCGGGGGGUAAUGCUGCCUCGCCCUCUGCACUGAGUACAGAAGAACAAAUAAAAGUGCUGAUACGGCGUCGCGCAGAAGAGGCGGUGGAUGCAGCAGUAGCGGAUCCCUCCUCCCUGAGCAUCAUCCGAGUGCACAAUCCCGUCCUGGGGGAUGCCAUAAAAGCAGCUGCAGAGGAGCGUCAUGCAGAUAGUCAGCACGGAGGGGCAGACGCAGCUCAACAAGGGGAGGGGGGAACAGCGAUGAAGCAGUUGAUGGAACUCCUAGAGAAAGAAUAUGAAGUACAGAGAAAGGCCGAGAGCGAAAGGUUGAGGCGCAUAGAGGCGAUACAGCGCGACCCGCUGUCGCAGGAAGCUCAGCAGUAUUUGCUGGAGGAGCUGCAGCAAGAAAGGAUCAAUGAGAACUAUUCGAUGGCACGAGAGCAUCUGCCUGAGGGGUUUGGAUCUGUGUGUAUGUUGUACAUUGACGUGGAGAUCAAUGGAGUUCCAUGCAAAGCAUUUGUAGACAGCGGAGCGCAGCAGUCAAUUCUGUCCUUAGCAUUUGCAGAGAAGUGCUCCCUCGCGUCUCUCAUAGACAAGCGCUUUGCUGGGUUGGCAAUGGGGGUUGGCAAGGCCCCCAUAAUGGGAAGAGUGCAUGUUGCACCCCUUAAGUUAGGCACGAAGUUUUGCCCGUGCAGUUUUAUUGUUUUGGAGGACACCAAGAUGCAGAUGCUGCUGGGACUAGACAUGCUAAAGCGAUAUCAGAUGGUCAUUGACCUAAAGAAAAACGCCCUGAUUGUGGAAGCUGGACUCGCAAUCUUCAACGACCGCCGCAGCAUCUCGUGCGUCUGCUGCUAA
Messenger RNA from Eimeria acervulina, 1320 nucleotides. Its product is annotated as DNA-damage inducible protein, putative. Bases 1 to 1320 code for a protein of 439 amino acids. The record is from RefSeq and is a predicted model, not a curated record. Gene Ontology annotation, biological process: proteolysis. Gene Ontology annotation, molecular function: protein binding; aspartic-type endopeptidase activity. Lineage: Eukaryota; Apicomplexa; Conoidasida; Eucoccidiorida; Eimeriidae. The transcript is spliced from 6 exons.